Molecule: messenger RNA, 1414 nt
Organism: Antechinus flavipes (yellow-footed antechinus)
Lineage: Eukaryota; Metazoa; Chordata; Mammalia; Dasyuromorphia; Dasyuridae
Gene: ZFAND1
Product: zinc finger AN1-type containing 1
Exons: 8
Coding region: 521-1327 (268 amino acids)
Biological process (GO): cytoplasmic stress granule disassembly
Cellular component (GO): cytoplasm; cytoplasmic stress granule
Molecular function (GO): zinc ion binding
Source: RefSeq, a predicted model, not a curated record
GCUCGUUCCUUUUAAGGAAGAGAUGGCAUUUGAAAACAGAUCCUGGAUCUAAUCUGACUCUAAAGCCCGUGCUUUUUUCCUCCGUAUCGCAGGUGAUGGUCCGCACUCCCAUUUGUCUGCGGUAAAGAAGGAGGGCAGGAUCCGAAGAUUUCUGGUAGGAUGUGUGAUGCUAAAUAAAUCGUUUCAAGGUAUGAGGUCAGAUUAAAUGCCGGUGCAAACCGACGCUCCCACAAAGUCAAAGUCCGUCCCAAGGGUACGUUCUCCAGCCGCGCCAAGUCGUCCUGCACAUGUGCACCGCCUAUAUUCAGAAGCCACCUCAUUCUAUUUUCAAGCCUGGAAACAGGCUCUUCUUGCUCCCUCCUACUCUACCUCCCAGCCACAAUCACUUAAAUUCUACCAAACACAGUAGCAGCCGGAAAAUGCCACAAUCCCAGAAAGCACCGCGCGCCUCAGUACUUCCGGCCUAAUCUCUUUCUUCCCCUCAGUCCAUUCAGCUUUGCAGGCCGCCGUGAGAGUACUGAUGGCCGAGUUGGACAUUGGAAAGCACUGCCAGGUGGAGCACUGCCGGCAGAAAGAUUUUCUUCCAUUUGUGUGUGAUGGCUGUUCAGGAAUAUUUUGUCUUGAACACAGAAGCAGGGAAUCUCAUGGCUGUUCUGAGUUGAACAUAAAAAGUGAGAGACUGAAGACUGAUGACCAUUCAUCUUACUCAUGUUCAUACAAAGAUUGCAGUGGAAAAGAGCUUGUGCCGGUGUUAUGUCCCUUCUGUGAGAAGAAUUUUUGCCUGAGACACCGGCACCAGUCAGACCAUGAAUGUGAAAAACUGGAAGUUCCUCAGGCUCGAAUGGCUGUCACACAGCAGCUUAUUAAAGAUAUUAUAGAUUCUAAAAAAGGCGCUGCAGUAAGUAAAGGGCGCAGAGGUGCAAGGAGCAGUGAAACUGCAGCAAAGGUUGCACUGAUGAAAUUAAAAAUGCAUGCUGAUGGAGAUAACUCUUUGCCACAGACAGAAAGAAUUUAUUUUCAAGUGUUCUUACCUAAAGGGAGCAAGGAGAAAAGCAAGCCUAUGUUCUUUUGUUGUAAAUGGAGUAUUGGAAAGGUGGUGGAUUUUGCAGCUUCAUUAGCCAAUCUUAAAAAUGAGAACAACAAAGCAACAGCUAAGAAAUUAAGAUUGUGUAACAUUGCAACAGGAGAAGCCUUACCUUCAGAUCAAUCUUUGGACACAUAUAUUACCAAGGAAGAUUGUCCUUUAUAUAAUGGUGGAAAUAUAAUUUUAGAAUAUCUUAAUAAUGAAGAGCAAUUUUUGGAAAAUGCUGAUUCUUACUUAAAAUAGCCAUUCAAGGACAACCCAUAAUCAUUAGGAAAACAAUAUUCUUAAAUUAAUUUAUUAAAUAUUAAAACUAUGUACUCUUAAAAAAAA